CAAAGGGUUUGGACACCCCUGCUUUGUAGCAGAGGAGGUGCUUUGGGGAUCAUUUUUGGGGUCAUUGUUGCGUCCAGCAGGACCAUCGUCCCGGGAGCUGCCCCAUCACGAGGGUGGCCUGUUACGAGUCUCCCUGUCCUUCCCUGCAGCCUGGAGGAGGACAUGGAAGAGAACAACCAGACGGAGACCUGGCACCAAAGCCUGCAGGCUGUCCUUAAUACCUUAAACCAGACACUGCAUGGGGUCAUCCUCUGCCCCUCUGACCGCUCUGCCACCACUGCUGCUACCACACAGGACACCCGCACCGGCCACCCCGGCCGGAACGACAAUGCCUACAUGUACAUCCUCUUCGUCAUGACGCUCUUCGCUGCCACGGUGGGCAGCCUCAUCCUGGGCUACACCCGCUCCCGGAAAGUGGACAAGCGCAGUGACCCAUACCACGUCUACAUCAAGAACAGGGUCUCCAUGAUCUGAGCCUGGCCCUAACGCCUUGUCCCCACGGAGCCAGUGGGUUUGGGGUCACGUUGCUGCGCACAUGCCACUGUCUGUGGGAUGUGGCAGUGCUGCUGGCCUCAAAUCUCCUGGGAACCCCCACUGCAGAGAUGCUCAGCCCCAGUGUGAGCAGCACCAGGACAUCCUCACCAGGAUACAGCUCCUGGCUGGCAGGAGCUGGCAGAAUGCAACCCACAGGCACGUCCUGGUCACACAGAUCCACCGCGGCUGAGCCUCGUGGGGACAGGGAUAGUAAAGACAUCUCCUUUCCCACCUGGUGAGGCUGACAGAGGUCUUCCAGGAUGAAAAUUCCCCAUUUUCUGAUGCCUACUGGAUCAGCCAACGUUGACCUCCAUGGGCUCCCAGCAGCUGUGUGACAUGGGCUUUUCUGGUGCUGAAACCCUGUAAUUUUUGAGCUGGGCUAGGCCCUGUUCUUCCGGCAGGGAAUUAAAGGAGGUGAUGGGUUCCAGUGGGAAGAGCCAUGGAGCAGCCUUGUGUGCCAGGGCCAGGAAGAUGGGGCCCUGGGAGGGGAAGGGUGCUGGAUGGGACCAGGCUCAGCUCAGCAACCUUCUCCAAGUUUUACAAAGCUCUUUGUACGUUACCUUCUCUGGAGCUCGUGGUGGCUGAGGUGACGUGGAUUCUCUGGAGUGACAAAGCCUUUGAAGUUAGUGAGAAAGAGAG
Myiozetetes cayanensis is the source of this 1173-nucleotide messenger RNA. It is a transcript of the gene KCNE3, whose product is annotated as potassium voltage-gated channel subfamily E regulatory subunit 3. The transcript has 3 exons. Lineage: Eukaryota; Metazoa; Chordata; Aves; Passeriformes; Tyrannidae. The coding region runs from base 163 to 474 and encodes 103 amino acids. Gene Ontology annotation, cellular component: membrane. The record is from RefSeq and is a predicted model, not a curated record. Gene Ontology annotation, molecular function: transmembrane transporter binding; voltage-gated potassium channel activity involved in ventricular cardiac muscle cell action potential repolarization; delayed rectifier potassium channel activity. Gene Ontology annotation, biological process: negative regulation of delayed rectifier potassium channel activity; membrane repolarization during action potential; regulation of ventricular cardiac muscle cell membrane repolarization.